AUGGCCGACACAAGCUUGCUCGAGGGCAACGGCCUUCUCGACCUCGACCCGCCCGCCACCGGCUCUCUUCUGUCCCAAGCCAAAGCAGACGAGCUCUUUCCCGGUGCAGGCGACCCCUUUCGCGAACGAGACACCAACAUUUUCAGUCCUAUCAACUCCCAGAACGAAGCACAGAAAGCACUCAAUGCUUGGGGCUCCCAGGCAUCGGCCAAGCUCGAUCACAAGGCGUACACACGCAGCCCAGAGCGAGGCGAUACAAUGGACUUUGAUGCACCUCUCGACCUCGACCAACUCCUAGACGAAGAGAUGGUAACCCAGCAACAUGCUGCACCGACAAACAGACAUCCACAACCUGCUUCGCCCGAUCUUGACUUCGAUCAGCUUCUCGAGGAAGAGAUGUCUCUCACGCGCGAACAACAACACCACCCAGAGCGAUCUUCUGCAAAUUCGCAGCAGCUGAAUCAGGACGAAGAUGAAUUGGAGGCUUUUCUCCUUGCUGAACAAGAGCACACAGCGUCGCAUCCGACCCAACGGCCACAUUCGCCUCUUCUUGAGUUCACUUCCUCCCGAGCCUCUUCGUCCGUAUCGGACCUUCUUGAAAGCAACGGUUUGCUUGGCGACUCUUCUCUGCCCAGCUCGCAACACUCGAUCGCUCCAGCCCAAAAGUCACACAGCUUGACGGCCGAACCAUUCCCGACAUCAGCUCAAUCCUCUUCUAGGGCCAUUGAGGCCCUUUCUGCGCUUGACGCGGUGGGGCAAUCGCCGGCUACGGACUUGGGCAGUAUCGAAGCUCAAGCAGGGCCAUCUCGACUGCCCUCACGCGUCCGCCCGGCUGGCAUUCCCAAAUAUAUCCCCGCCGGCUUUGUCGCCGCGACCACGAUGGACGGCACCGUUGUCCGCUUCGAAAGACGCAAACGCAUGAAAGGGUGGAAGCCGCCAGCCGUCAUGUCGGACAUCGAUGCUUCGCAGCUCCUUGAGCGACCCAUCCACCAGCUGCUGGAUGCCGUCCAAGCUCUGAAGGCGCUCGAUGUGGUGGAGCGCGGAGAGGCGCAACAGCAGCAAGCUCAAUCAUCGGUCAACGUUGAUACAACCGAAGUUUCUAGAGCUGCAUCGCGCAUGUGGGUCGACAAGCAUCGACCCGCCAAGUUUACCGAGCUUCUCGGCGACGAACGCGUCCAUCGCGAGGUGCUCGGCUGGCUCAAGGAAUGGGACGAGUGCGUCUUCAAGCGCAAGAACCACCGCAAGGAGCGUCAUCGUCAGUACAUCCAGGCCAAGUACGGGCUCCCCGACAGCGGCGCUGGCGACAAGGGAGGCGAGCACUCGUGGAAGGACCCCUACGGCCGUCCCAAGGAGCGCAUCAUGAUGAUCUCCGGCCCACCCGGCUUGGGCAAGACGACGCUCGCGCACGUCAUUGGCGCCCACGCAGGCUACAAUGUCUACGAGCUCAAUGCGAGCGACGCACGCUCAGCGGGGGCUGUGGAGGAUGUCAUCAAGAUGGCGCUCGAGUCGGGUAGCUUGAAGGACCCGAGGCCGACGUUGGUGGUGAUCGACGAGAUUGAUGGCGCGACGGGAGGCGGGGGAGGAGCUUCGGGCGAAUCGCAUGGCUUUGUGCGUGCAUUGGUGCGUCUGGUUGAGAUGGGCAAAGGCUCUGGUCCAAAGGCAGCGGGUCUGGCUUCGCGCGGGAAGAAGCAGCAACGCAAGGGGUUCAAGCCCCUCCUCCGACCCAUCAUCUGCAUCUGCAACGACCUCUACGCUCCGUCGCUCCGAGCAUUGCGGCCCAUGUCGAAGCUCGUCCGCUUCAACAAGCCGCCCACCAACCUGGUCGUUAAACGUCUGCGCGAGGUCUGCGAGGCCGAGUCGCUCUCCGUUGAAGCGCGUGGCCUGUCUCUGCUUGCUGAGCUGACCAACGGCGACAUUCGCUCUUGCCUCAAUGCAUUGGAGUUUGCCAAGACUAAGAACAUUGCUCUGACCGAGGCCGCUGUCAAGAGCGCCUCGAUCGGCAUCAAAGACACGGGUGGUACCGUUCACAAAGCGUGGGAGAUGCUCUUCAGACGUCAGAAUCGCAAGCAGGCAGCCGCAUCCAGCAUGAAAGGCGCCAAUGCACACGCCACUGAAGGCGAUGCUUCGCCUUGGAACUCGUCGCGCAAGGCGUCUGCACCGGAACUGACCUCGGAUGGCAAAGAGCGGCAAAAGGAGUUCAACCUGAUCGACACGGCUCACGAGAACGUCAACCGCAUCAUCCACGAGGUGUCCAGCUGCAACGAGUACGACAAGCUCGCCCAGGGCUGCUUUGAGCACUACCCGACGCUGCGUGCUGCCGAUGGCGGCUGGAAACGCUACCGCCAGGUGCACGACUGGCUGCACUUUGGGCAGAGCAUUACGACACGCGCGUGGUCGCAGGGCAACUACGAGCUGCUCGGCUUUAUGCCCUGGUCCUUUGUCUGCUGGCAUCUGCUGUUUGCCCAUGUUGGCAAUGCGCUGCCCGAGUAUCCGAAAGUCGACUAUGAGAACCAUCUCAAGACGUCUGCGUUCAACGAGAUUGCGACGCAGAUCGUCGCCACUCUGCCUGCCAACGUCCGCUCGCAGUUCAACCGGCAGUCGGUCAUCACCGAGCUGGGACCCUUGCUGAUGCGCAUCCUCACGCCGGAUCUUCGACCGAUCAACAACCAGCUGUCGCGAGCCGAGGACAAGCAGGCGUUUGGCUCGCUUGUCUCGAUCAUGACGUCGCUCAACCUCAGCUUUGUGCAGGACAAGAUCUCGGAAGAGGAAGCGGCGGUGACGGGGCAGACGGCGGGUCAGCUUGUGUACAAGCUCGAUCCUCCGCUCGACAUUUUCACCCAGUUUGAGGGCAAGCGGUCCAAGGAGAUCGGGCCGUCGCGCUUUGCGGUGCGGCAGCUGGUGGCGAGGGAGAUGGAGCGCCAGCUGCUGCGCAAGAAUGCAGGGGUCGAGGGCGUGGAGGACGAUGCCCUGUCGACGUCGAAGAAUGCUACUGCCAUCUAUCGGUCCAAGAGCACGAAUGCGGCCGAGGCUGCACGCGAUGCGAUUAGGAACAAAACGGAAAAGAUCGCCGUCGACUUUUUCGGCCGUCCCAUUGUGCAAAAGAGCGCCUCGGUGCCUGCAGCCUUGUCCGGCGUGCCGAUUCCGGAAGGAAUGGGCGGCAAGAAGAGAAAGUUACCAGAGGGCCGUUCAUCUAGCACGUCCGAGCUGACUUCGCCGACGACGGCAACGGCAACGGCAACGGCGACAGUGAGCGACGAGCCAGCUGCAGCUGUUGCGAGUCAAGGUGUCGCCAGCGAGGACAAGAUCAAGGUGUUUUAUCGCUACCACGAGGGCUUCUCCAACGCUGUGCGUCGACCGAUGAAGAUUUCCUCGCUUCUGUAG
Molecule: messenger RNA, 3381 nt
Organism: Sporisorium graminicola
Lineage: Eukaryota; Fungi; Basidiomycota; Ustilaginomycetes; Ustilaginales; Ustilaginaceae
Exons: 1
Coding region: 1-3381 (1126 amino acids)
Molecular function (GO): ATP binding; ATP hydrolysis activity
Source: RefSeq, a predicted model, not a curated record